Messenger RNA from Notodromas monacha, 1911 nucleotides. The record is from the annotation of a GenBank genome assembly. NCBI's taxonomy places the organism in Eukaryota, Metazoa, Arthropoda, Ostracoda, Podocopida, Cyprididae.
AUGGUGGAGAUUGAUGCUUUAUUGAUGGAUGAAGAAAUCCACCAAAAUGUGAACCGGCUCCUAGGUUUUGAGCAGGAGGCAGUGAAAUUUUAUGUGGACCCGUUCCUACUGCCCGUGUGCUGGAAUGCGGACGAAGGAAGUGGCGGGAAAAGAGAGGAAACUAAGAGAGUUACUGAUACCAUAAUGUACCGUGGUUUGUGGUUGGGCCUCAAAAUGUGGGCUGGGAACCCUUGCCCAGUACCGUGUUGCCUUUUGGCAACGAGCCCCACAUCAGCAGCAAAACGUUUUCGCAACGUGGAAGACGAACAUUAUGCGGACACUCUACAACGCUUUCCCAGGCCACUGGGUGAGCCCAAAACCCACAUAGUGGCCAAAUUCCAUCGACUCUCUCAUCGUGCCAUUUCCAAGUUUGACAAAAUGGAAGACACCCGGUAUGAUGACAUUUUCAAGUCCCUGGCUGCAGAAUGCAGAAGACUGACCUUUCAAGAACUGCUUUUGGUCCUGGAUGCCUUGAAUUGUUGGAGUCCAGCAGCGUCUUCAAGAGCCAAGAACUUUAGCAGGCUCUGGAAUGCUGUUGAUGCAGCCCUGGCCAAGUUGGUGGUUUCAGCUGGAUCCCCUGAAGGGGAUCUCGAAGAAGCUGUUUUGAUGUGGCACAGACUCGGACUUGGGAGGAUAGCCAAGUCCCUGCACUUGAUUGUAGACUCCCUGGCCUUGAAACCAGGUGCAUGGGAUGCAAAUGGACUCAGGUUGCUUCUCUUUGGCCUCUUGGUGGCCCGCAGGUGGCCCAGUGGCCUGAACCAAGAUGGUCUAGAGAAGAUACUGGUGCAGAGCAUGAGACAGAGUCCUGGUAGUUGGGGUCUGCUUGGUCUGACUUGUGCAGCAUACUUUAAAACACAGACACAGUGCAAAGGUAGUGCAAUGUUCAAUGGUGUCAUUGAUGGUGCAGUGGUGGCACUCAGGUCCUCUGCACCAUGUGACAGUAUUUCCCUGUGUUCAGUGGCCAAGUUUGUUGGGUACAUGAAGAGGUGUUUGUGGCAGCCUGAUUUUGAAAAGGUGGUGGGUCUGCUGGAAGCUGCUGUGCCCAGGUUGGAUGAGUUGUCACUGCUGGCCAGGGUGCACUUGUUGGAGACUGGGGCCCAGCACAGAGUUGUAGUGGAUGCCAUCUUUGAUCAUGUGCAAAGGGAUGUCAUCAUGAUGGAUGGGAGUAGGUUGAAAGACUUGGAGCGCUUUCUGAUUGCAAGGGAUCAGGUAGGGAAGCCAUUGACCCCAGAGGAAGGGUCAGCCAUUUUGAAACACCUGGAAUGCUUUCAAGAGGAAGAAAGGCAUAAACAUUCUCUCCUGGCAUCUGUUAGGGUUCUGGCAUGCCAUGGAUUCUACUCUCCAGUAUUGUUGAAUGUGUGUCUCAGUGAAGCCUUUGUUGACUCUCUGAUUGAUUCUCAAAAUUUUCCUCAUUCCUUGAGGGAGUUUCAUGAGUUGGAUUCUUUGGUUCUUGCUGAGCAGCCACAUUACAAAGGUCCACAUCUGUCUGAUGGUUUGAGAGAUUUAGCUGUUAUGAGAUAUGCUCCAAAGCAGCUCUUGAAUAGUCCUGAACAUCAACCAGUGUUGGCUGGAGAGACGUUUCUUAUGACAAUAGCAAGCAUAUUGGGCAGGAUUGAUGUUGAUGGGUCACUGCAUUUUGUCAGCAAGAAGACUCUUGCUCGAAAAGAAGAACUUCCUCUGUGGACAAAAUCGGAAGAAUAUGCGGAUUUGUGGAGGAAGAGUGUUGUGAUCUUACCUGCCUCGCCCAUAGUCUAUAUCUUGUGCUUUUUCCCCCGACAUUUCGUGAAACUGACGAUAAAUUCCGACUUCGACGACGAUAAGAAAUACCCCCCGCGAAUCGUUCAUCCCGGAAGCGAAUACAUAAACGGGUGA